UUCAUGAGAGCAUAUAAUUGACUCAAAUCUUAGGCAGAUCGCCGAGUAGAUUAACGUCAUCAUAAUUGAGCCAAAUAAGUAUUCUGAAAUCGCUCGAGUGCUGGUCGUAUGUCAUUAUAGAGAAAGCAUAUUCUCUACCCACAAGUAGAGAGCUGAGAGAAACCUUAAGCCCUACGCCCAAGGAACAAGUUCAGACCAAGACCAUUAUGAUGAAAUCCCUUGUCCUACCUGUGGUCUUAGGGCUAUGGGGUCCAUUGUCCCUUGGUUCUCUGGCCACAAAGUUGCAGAAAUUGCUGAAGAAGUCUAGUUCAUUUGUGCCAGCUGCUUCGGGAGAUGGUGAACAAGUUCCUCGCGAAACGGUCACUGAAGCGCACCAAGCACAACUCGCAACGCCUCUGCUCGCUCAACCAGCUGGUGGAUCUGCUUAUGGGGGCAGUGCACAAGCUCCACCAGGUGCUCCGUAUGUUCCCUCCGUUGGCGGUAGUGCGGCUGUGCCUGCAAGUAGUGUUGGAGGUAGCGCUGCUGCACCUAUGGGAGGCACUGCCGGCUCCUCGACCGAUCGUGGCUUGGUCCUCCCACCGACACCAGGCAAAGGACCAAGAAAGGGCAACAUUGCAUAUUAAGACUUCUCGCGAAAACCUCUCUCGUUCUUGGAGAACGUACACCCUGAAGCAGGCUCUGCAACGUCUGUUAGAAAGAACGUGUCUUAGAAAGUGUGUAGGAAAACACCUCUUCUUAGAAAGUGUGUAAGAGAACACCUCAGAGGCUCUGCAACGUGUGUUAGAAAGUGUAAGAGAACACCUCAGAGGCUCUUCUAGUGUGUUCGUCUUCUCUAAAAACAAGAUAGAAGAUUUUCGCACUUCUAAGCUCCUGUCUCAGCAGAAGAUGGUGCCGCUGCUCAGAUUGCUGCUGGAACCUUGGUCACUGGAGAAACGCCUAGAUCCAAAACCAUAGAGGAGGACUCGGACGCCGAGAUGGAGGAGUAUAUGCGUCAUUACCAUAAUCACCUGAAUAUGAAAGCUGGACGUGAGCCUGCGGCUGGGAGUUAUGGAAAAAUAAUCUACACUACUAUAAUAUUGUAGCAUGAGUACUAGGGAGAGCAUGAGUGUAAGGGUAGUUGCUGCCCUCCCUCCCGAACUCGGUACAUUAUAAAUCACAGUAUCCAGCAUCCCCAAAAGAACCUCUCGCUGCCUUUUUCUCCCUUCAUCUCCUCUCCGGAGCAGCUCACGCGGUCGUGACCACGUAUGCAGCUGGAGAUGAGUCGCCUAGGUCCGAGACAGCCGCCCUAACUGAUCCUGCAGCAAAUGUCCGUCGUAGGAGUCAGGAUUUGUCCAUGAGCAUCGACCGUUUUGUCUUGGAGCAGAAUACGAGAGACCAGUACGAUGCAGUGUCGACGAAGUAUUUGCUCAUUGUUUGAUGAUUAUCUGAUUUUCUUCGUUUGAGAAGAUAUUGCGUCCUUUGGUCUUCCACGGUCCACCUCGUUAUUCGAUCACUUAAUACUGUGAAUACCCGUAUGAUCAUCUUACUGAGAAUAACUGUAUGCCAGAGUCGUGAGUAUCAUAAUUAAAUCCUUGCCCAGAACGACUCCAUCGUCCCCUCAACCAAUGACAGGGAACGCGCUCGCCGUUUUGCAAGCUUCCUCCGUAACGAUGUUCUGAAUGGCAAAAUUAUUGCCACGUUGUCGACCUUGGCUUUAGGUUCGAUUAUGGCACAUAUCUUGGAACCAGAAGUGACCGAUAAACCGAUUACGGGUCCCUUGGUCCAACUAGGGUUUUCGAUUCCCUUCUACUCGGUGCUGGCGUUGGGGGAUUACUGGGUACUAUCUAUUUUUUCUCCUUGUACUCCUGGGAUGAUGCUUUAUUUCAUCUGAGUGAUCAUUUUACCAUAGUACCAUGUGGCUUUUGUAGAUUUGCAGUUUUGUAGUUUGCCGUGGCUUAAAUAUCGUGGCUACUUGAAGACACCCCACCACGACCCAAACCCUUACAGAACACGAAAGCCGAUCCGAAGUUGCAAAUCGUCAGGAAGAAGUACGCAGAGCUCGAAGGCAAGGUCCAGGAUUUGAAGGUAGUGCGGAAUAACCUACGCCGUUGGAGGAACGAUGUUGAAUGGAUCGCACGUGGGGAAAAAUUGGGUCUCUUUGACGACGGAAGCAAUGAAUUGUCGGUAUUGAAGAUUUUUUCUAGGCUGAUGAUGAUGAUGAUAUACCCAGUAAACUUCGUGUCUACGGGUGUGAGAAGAUACUUAUAAGUAGAAGAUACUGUCGUGUGCCUUUGUAGUGUGUGUUGAGUACAACUGCAACUAUUUGCAGUGGUAAAAAAGGGACUAUGGAAACAGAGAUUGGCUCAUGUCACCGUGACUAGGUUAGAAAGAAGCGGCACCUAUGGCAGUGGCACAACUACUGCUAAGAUCAAUUGCAACUGCUUCUGACUCAGGUCCAGCACCUAGAUCAAUUGCAACUGCUUCUGACUCAGGUCCAGCACCUGGUCAACCUCAACAGCAGUAGGGAUUCGCUUCCGAAUUUGAACAUUAUUCAGCCAGCGAAGCGCGCUCUUAGCAACAUUGUCGCUGGAAAAGGUAUAAAGGGCGAGAUCCAGCCACAUCCGACUUUUAUGAGACGAUUGAGGCUAAGUAGAUGAAGUAAUGGUCGCAUUGAGAAGUAGGGAGAGGAUAAUGUCAUGUCUAGUAGAGGACUAACGAAAUGUACUUAUUCAUCCUCAAGAGACUUGGUGUCUGAUAAAUCCUCUCCAUUGCCAUUCAUCCCUGGAGCUUGCCCUUCCCCUCUCCUAUGCUCUAACUUUCCCUUCCCCUCUUCGAUGGGCGCACAUCCGAUGGAACAGCUUUCGAGUGCGGUGCAUCCUGGGCCUGCCACCGGUGCCUUAGACCCAGUAAGGAAGUACUGGUUCACGCACAUGACGGAGGACAAGAAGAACGAAUGGCGGAUCAAACUUCAGGGCUAUGCAAAGCGAGUCAACAAUGCUCUGGCUUUCGAAAACAGGAUCACGCAGGAGGUACUUCUUCCUUUGAGGUGAUGUGAACGGGAAGAUAAUGCAAGAAGUAUUAUUUUUAGACGUGGCUUGUUUUGCUCUUGAUGAGGACAUACAUAUUUUUUGUUCUAGUUUCUUGUUUUUGAUGCGAAAAACAGGAGGUCUUAUACGACGAAUGGAUUUGUUGUUGAUGAUAGGACAACUUUUUUUGUGACUUGCGGGAUUAUGAUUAAAGGAAAUGGUUGGUGAGAGAGAGAUGAUAGCAUUAUCACGGUAGUGUUGAUUACUUAUAACAAUUCAGAGCGGAAAGCCUCGAGGAAAGAGAGCACUAAUGUCUUGGUACUCUGGCAGCGCAAUCCCAUAAUAAGUCAUGAUUUCGAUUUCGUCGAAUGCCAGCUCUUAAAAAUCUUGGCAACCAUAACGAGAGCCAAACCACAUCACGCUACCCGCAUAUCCUCCACACAAUACAGAUCGAAGAAGAAUUCUACCUACAGCUGGCCCUUAUCGACGAGAUGCGAGCACGCGCAGUUGGAGAGUACCUGGCCCGCUGCGAGGAGGAGCAAGAACAAGAUUCUGAUUCUGAUUCUGAAGUUGAGGCUGAGGAUGCAGAAUCCCAACAGGCCCGGGAGGUGAUUGAGAAGCUCACACCUGCCCAGGAGGAUGAGCUGAGUGACCUGAUUGCGGGAUGCUCGGCGAAGACCAAACUGUUAUGAGGGAUUACGCAGUUGUGCUUCAGGAACAUGAAAUUCUCGGUAUAAUUUAUCAAGCUCUACUAUCCCUAGUCCAUCAAGUUACGGGGGUGUAGUAGUUUUUUUUUGUCUUGAUAUAUAAGCUCUAAAACUUAAUUGCCUCCGACGCAACUGGCGAAAAUUCUGGGCUUGUGGUACUGCACCGGCGAAAGCGGCAGACGGGGAGCACACUUUCCAGACGUUGCAGCAAGAUUUUAUGGGUGGUGAUGGCUAUUGACGUCAUAUUUAGAUCGUAUAGAACGUUGUUCACAUGACUCACAUGUAGAACGUGACGUCAAAAUUGUGAAUACGUUGUCCUGGUUUCUAAACUGUAUCAGAGACUGUCCUUGCCUACAACGCAUUAAAGUGUGCCUGUCCUCUCCCUCUUCCUUGCACCCGAACCCAACAACAAAGUAGUAUACCCACUUUCAUAUUCCUGUACCCGAUCACUGAUGAGUUCCAUGAUGCAGUUGCUGACGCCACCGUGACUGGCCGCGUCGGCUACAAGACUGACAAUGGCCAGCGACUCCUGUGGGCAGGUAAGAAGUCGGCGCUGACGAUGCUGUCGAAGGUCAGAGCCAAGGAGACGAUCGCCAAUAUCCAAUUGAUUUUGGAUGCAAUGGAUCACACAGCCUAGGUUGGAGUUUGUUGAGGUGCAUGGAGAUGUUUGGGACUGCGGGGAAGGGGAGUAGAAAUUUCAGUUAGUUAGAGAGAAUAGGCGAGAUGGGAUGUUGAAGAUUUUUUUGGUAUAAAGUUCUUCCUCGACCGUACAUGGCUUUUUUUAUGAACCAGUAUGGGGUUUAGAUUUCUUUCAGUACUCUUAUAGCAUGCAAAAAUUUAGUACACUCGUUGAUGCUAUGCGUUCAACGAUGUUCUGCUCAUGUACCAAGUUGAUUGUGGGGUCGUUGAGGGGGUAAUGGCUCCAAUGGUCAUGUGUAUCAUCUAUAAUACAGUUAUUUUUAACAACAGCAGCAUGAAUAGCCACAAAUAGAACGACCAUAUUUGAUUUUGUAACAGAGAAUACGAUAUUCGUACGUCUUAAGAUGACUUUAUCAUUUCCGCCUGCCAAAUAGGAAAGUUCAAAAAAACUUCACCAAUUACUUGAAAAUACAGUCACAAUCCGAUUUAUCAUGAGAAUAUAUCCUAGUCCUGUGAAAGAACAUCGAAAUCUAUCUAGAUUUAGAAACACUCAGUCAUUGUCCACACAUUUAAAGACUUUGUCAAUGCGUUGCGCUCUAACAUACGAUAAUCACAUACUACUCGCUCGUUGACAGUCGUCAGAGGACUACUCACGUCUGAAACUACAUUGUCAUACAUCGCAUCUGAUGAAACAAGGCAUACCAAGACUCUUCAGGCGAACAACCUGUCAUUUGGUUGAUGAGACUUUUUGAAAUAUCUCAGAAGUACGAUAUUCGUGUCGACGUGGUACUAUCUCGCCUUGCCGUAGUUCGUAAGCACAUGCGGAUCCUUCACACUCGUUUUCUCACGCCUUCUGACGUAGUACGAACUCGCAUAAAAAUCGCUUACUGUGUCUCAUUCGACUGAGCAGUUCGGUGGACUUAAUCUUUUGAAAAAACAUGCUAGUUGAAGCAUUUUGAUGGUGUAUCCCCAAUCCUCCUUACAACGUACUCUUGAAAACAUUGACAUUUAAAAGAAACAACCGUUGCG
This is a messenger RNA of Amoebophrya sp. A25, 5380 nucleotides long. The record is from the annotation of a GenBank genome assembly. Lineage: Eukaryota; Dinophyceae; Syndiniales; Amoebophryaceae.